Aspergillus pseudoviridinutans is the source of this 1341-nucleotide messenger RNA. Its product is annotated as putative RNA 3'-terminal phosphate cyclase. Gene Ontology annotation, biological process: RNA processing. The coding region runs from base 1 to 1341 and encodes 446 amino acids. Gene Ontology annotation, molecular function: RNA-3'-phosphate cyclase activity. Gene Ontology annotation, cellular component: nucleus. Lineage: Eukaryota; Fungi; Ascomycota; Eurotiomycetes; Eurotiales; Aspergillaceae. The record is from RefSeq and is a predicted model, not a curated record. The transcript has a single exon.
AUGUCGUCAUCUCCAACCAGACGAGAAAUGAUUCACCUUGACGGCCGCACUCUUGAAGGAGGAGGUCAAUUAGUGCGUAUCGCGCUGGCCCUGUCCACCAUCACCGGCCAACCCAUUACAAUCGACAACAUUCGCGGCAACCGCAAGGGCAAGAAGGGUCUCAAAGCAUCCCACCUUGCUGCCAUAAAAUAUCUGGCAGACGUCAGCGGGAGUGACGUCUCAGGCGCCGAAGUGGGAUCGUCUUCAUUGACCUAUCAUCCCCCGGCAGAUGCAGAGACCCGCGUUCGGCAAAACGGAGAGAUCAACAUCCACCUCCCAACGGCUGGAUCUAUAUCACUGGUCUUUCAGGCUUUGUAUCCGUAUCUACUUUAUACAGGAAACUGUAUAAGCGACGAAGAACCACAGCCCGUCCGUGUGAGCAUCACAGGAGGCACGAACGUAUCCUUUUCGCCGUCAUAUGAUUACGUCUCGCAGGUCCUGGUACCGAAUUUCGCCGGGGUUGGGCUUCCACCGCUCGCCGUCCAUCUGGAGAAGAGAGGAUGGGGGACUGGACCGUUCAGUCUGGGGAAGAUGACGUUCGUCGUUCACCCGAUGCGCAGGAGCCAGGAGUCUCCUUAUGGGUUCCCGCGAGUCGAUCUAGACAGAUACCCGCGGGGCAAGAUCACCCAUAUCGAUAUCACGGUUUUGGCACCGGAUACUCUCCUUAUUGAUCAGAAUACACAUCGAAAGAAGGGAAAUUCACAAAGAUCGGACAAUACAUCUCAGUCUACGACUAUCCGCCAACUCAUCGAGUAUGAAACCGUGCGUAUCCUGCGCGCUCGACUCCGAAAGAUACACCACUCGGUAUUCAAAGAAGGAAGCGCGGGCCCACCAGACAGUCCGUAUGGAAACGACGAGAUCCCGCCUAUAAAUCUACGCGUCUCAGAAAGAACGCACCACCGCUCACAUAUUUACAUUCUCAUCGUGGCAUAUACAUCGAAUGGGUUCAGGAUAGGUCGAGAUUCGCUUUUCGGCGCUCACGGGGAGGAUUCUCUGGGAAAGACGUCCCACCGAAAAGGUCGACCGACAGAUGAUAGGAGUAUAGCUAUAGAACUGGUCGAGAGAUGCGUGGAUAAAUUUGAGGGUGAGUUGUAUGACCCACGGCUGCACGCUAUAUGUGAAGGACGUCAGCCCUGUGUGGACGAGUAUAUGCGAGAUCAGCUGGUUAUAUUCGAGGCGCUCGGCAGGUCUACGUCCAAGAAUGAAGCCGAUGGCAAGGAAAAAGAGGAUGAGGAGUAUUAUAGUCUCCAUACGCGGACAGCGCGGUGGGUAUGCAAGCAGAUGUUGGGCGUGGAGUGGUAA